Messenger RNA from Anoplophora glabripennis (Asian longhorned beetle), 2715 nucleotides. RefSeq lists its product as uncharacterized. The transcript is spliced from 10 exons. Gene Ontology annotation, cellular component: RZZ complex. Lineage: Eukaryota; Metazoa; Arthropoda; Insecta; Coleoptera; Cerambycidae. The record is from RefSeq and is a predicted model, not a curated record. Gene Ontology annotation, biological process: protein localization to kinetochore; mitotic spindle assembly checkpoint signaling. Bases 156 to 1967 code for a protein of 603 amino acids.
UCUAAUGAAAAGCUUUUAUUAACUUUGCUUCACUUAUAUAUUAUAUAUUUUUAUACUCUUUUGAACUUAUUCAAACAGUUAUCUACGUGCGAUUUAAAGAGUGACAAAUGUUUUAGUGUUUUGUGGUGUUUUAGGUUAUAUAUAAUAAAGUCAACAUGGAAUUUUAUAAUGGAAACAGUUAUAUUUUAAGAACUGAAGUAAUUGUGCCUCCAACUUAUCUAAAGGAACUUUUUGUUGAUGAAGAUAGUAUAAUCUUGGCUUAUGAUAAGAGAGACGUUCCUGAUGAAAAUGGAGUAAGUUCUCCCGUUGACAAUAUUAAACAAGAAAUUGCUAACAAUACUACAAGCGAUUUAACUGGUGAUCCUUUGAAAGUGGAUUUAGAUGGAGACGAAUCUUUUGGAUCUUAUGUUCAUUCGGAAAAACCAAAUCAUUGGAGUGCUGAGGAAUCUCAUCACUUUCCAUUAAGUCUUAAAAUAGCCAGAGAAUUUUUAAAUCGACAGAAUUGUCUUAAGAAGUGCGAGGAAGAGAAUCAAAAACCAAUAUAUGUUGUAUGUGAUGGAAAAAAUGUUUUACAUACAGUCUUGAUAGGGUCACAGAAAUGCAAUAAAUUUAUAAUGACAACUUUAGUCAAUGUAGUUGGAUGCUAUUCAAAGGACCAUGAAGUAACAUCUUUAGAAGCUAUGGAAAUCGAUCAUGUUAAAAAUACUAGGAUUAAAAAUCCCAAAGUGGAUUAUUUAGUGAAAUUCAAAUAUUUUUUGUAUGGAAGUGUGCUGCAGACUUUUAAGAAUGUUAACCAAUCCGAAUAUCAUGGAAAUGUAUCGGUUGAAGUUACCUGUAAUAGAUGCGUAUUUAAUGUUCCGCAGAGUCCUUCUAAUAUGAAAAUGAUUUUACAAAUUAUAGCUGGACAUAAUCUUUCUUCAGUGUACUUCUUGUGGGAGGAAUUAACCUUACUACAAACGUAUUUAGAUAUUUUAUCCGACUCUGAUAAAUGUAAUGAUGAAAUCACCAUUAUAUCGAAUAACCCCCUUCAAGAGUCAGAUAUUUAUAAAAGUAUUAAUAAUAUCAUAGCUACAAAUUUGCUUAAGCGGGAAGCUAAAAUGAAAUUUGAUUUGAAACAUAUUCGCCAGGAGCAAAUUUUAGAUAAAUUGUGGAGUAUAUUAAAAGAAUCUGAAAAUUUGUCAGUUUUGAGAGAUAGUUUGCAUUACUUUUUUGAAGAAUUGGUUGAAGCCGAAACAAAUAUUAAAAUUCCAGAAAAUGACAAGUCAAAUAUUGCAACACUUAUAAAUGGAAUACUUAAUGGAAAAUUAGCUGUUCCAACACUUACUUUCUCACAAGCGCUUGAAUGCCUAUUUGAACUGGGAGCUGAAAAAUUAAAAAACGAUUACCAAGCUAUAUUAAAAAAUUUUUACUCAUCGUCUGAGCAAGCUAUAUUUUUAAAAUGGAGCAAAUUUAAAAGUGGAGAAUUAACAUCACAGAGUGGGUAUCGUAAAACGAGGAUUACUGUAAAUUUGAAAUCAGGGGUAAUGGACUUGAAUCAAUACGUAUCCAAAUUGGCAUACCUUGGUAAACUUCACAUUGCGACAGAAUUAACAUUUUUAAUAAAAGACCAAGCAAAUUUACCUGAAGAAACAUUUGAUUAUUUUUGUGAACGAGUUUAUAAAAAUUAUGUAGAUAAAGAUACAGCACCACAUAAUUUUAUAGAUUUGCAAACCCGUCCGCUUUGUGAAUUUUCGAUUGUUCUUAAUUCAGCUGAUACCAACAUUAUAAAAAGCGAAACGCCAGCUGCGUGGGCAAUGCAGAUGACUUCCAAAGUUGGUAGUGUUGAAAUAACAACGACUUAUCAUUUAUCAGAAUACCCAAUAUUUCCAACUGUGAUAUAUGAUGAUUACGAUCCUGGCAAUAUCACUGACGAACACAAAAUGGUAUAUUAUGUCUCCAAACUGUUAAGCCACAAGGAAUUUCUAUAGUAUUAGUUCUUAAUGUUAAAUGACUCAUCACUGAACUAUAAAACAGGGUUUCAGAGAAAACAAAUAAAUCAAUGAAAUUACAGGGUGUUAAAUAAGUACUUUGGCAAACUUUAAAGUGUGAUUUUUUGGGUGAUUUUAUACCAACUAUUAUAUUAUAUGGGCCCACAAAUCAAUAGGGUGUCAAGAUUUAAAAAAGAAAUCACCUUUUUUAAAAAAAUCUUAUAGAAUAGAAAGUUAUGAAACAUAGGCUAAUGAUUUAGCUAAUUUAAAGGUAAAGAUUCACUGAUUUCAUAUGCAAAACCUCAGAAGUUUGACACCACUGGAUAUUUUGAAAAUUUUGUCACUUCUUUCAACUUCUUUUAAUGUUUCCAAGAAAAAUAUAUUUCACUUUAUUCUAAAAACUAACCAUUUUUGAUUUAUAUAUUUUUUUAAACAUUUAUUAACAUUACCAAGCACUUCAUUAAAGUUUAACAUACCUGUAAGUUUAGAACUACUUGCUUCGCGAAAAAGUGCAAUGAUGUCUUUUUUCUAAAUAUACGAUUUUAAACACAACAUAUUUAUGAAGUUCAAGAAAAUAAUUGGUGGAAUAUUUUUUGCUUUUUUAAAGAUGUGUCAUAAUUUGUCUGUUCUUAAAUUUAUGCCUCUAAAAUUUUUUUAUAAUUAUCUACGAUUUUGUGGUAUGUUCGAUUAAUGUUAAUGAAAAUUAAAAAAAGUAAUAAAUCAAAAAUGGAUAAUUUUUUAAAGAAAA